AUGGGAGGAGGUGGUGCCUUUAUUCCGCUUACUGGAUGUGGAAAUUCAAAGGUCCCUAACCCUUCUAAGAUUUCUGUUGGUCCUCCUUUGACAGCCAUAGAAAGGUUUUUGUCGGCACAACAAAGCUAUUCCACUCAGCAACAUCCAUGCAGUGUUGCAAACAAUAUCCAUGCAACUGCUUUGGAUGGUUUUGAUGGCUCAACCUACAACUUUAUGUGGCAUAAUGGUUCUCAGGACGUGAAUUUUGUUGGACAGUUUUCAGAAAAUGAAGUGGCUCUGAAUUGGACACAACAAGUCUCCCCACUGUGCUUGAAAGAAGAUUUGCAUUUGUCAGGGAAGAAGCCCGAAGGGGUGGGACGCAGACCUAGGGAAGGAUCUUAUAUGCCUUGGAUCAAAGGCCAGUGGACUGAAGAAGAAGACAGGAUACUGUUAAAGUUGGUGAAGCAACAUGGUGUAGGGAAAUGGUCUCAGAUAGCUGAAAAGUUGGAUGGAAGGGCUGGGAAGCAGUGUAGAGAGAGAUGGCAUAAUCAUCUGCGUCCUGAUAUUAAGAAAGAUGGUUGGAGUGAAGAAGAAGAGAGGAUAUUAGUAAAAUAUCAUGCUAAGCUUGGUAACCGCUGGGCAGAAAUUGCAAAGAAAAUGAAAGGAAGAACAGAAAAUGCAAUAAAAAACCAUUGGAAUGCCACCAAGAGGAGACAAAACUCCAGGAGAAAGAACAAAAGAGCAGGAAUCUCAAAUGGCAAGCCACUGUCCUCUAUACUGCAAGACUACAUCAAAAGUUUGACUCUCACCAACACUUCAACUCCCUCUGUGGAACAAACAUUAUUACCACCCCGACACUUCUCUGAUUCUGUUACCAAUGACAAUUUCUCAGUAAUGGCUGAGUCCUAUGAUGAUGAAAUGUUCUUCAUGCAACAUGUCAAUGAGAAUGAUGCCAGUGUUGAAUCUGUUAAGCAAACCAAGAAUAUCAACAACUCUUUUGCAGCCUUUGAUUAUUAUCAUCAUCAAACUAGUAACAACAGUAGUCAUCUUCUCAGUGAUGUCACUCGAUCAGACCAUGUUGUUCAUUCCAACCUAACGACAAACUCAUACAACAUGUUGGAUGAGAGUCUUUUCCUAUCUGAAAAGACUCCUGCAGUCAACUACCUUGAUUUUGAUGUCUGUCUCUCUCACUUGCAUAAUGGAACUGCCGGUUCAUCAUUUGUCUAUAAUAAUGGGAUUCACAACCAGAACAUGGAGUUGCAUUUGGAGAAGCAAGAUUGGUUACUAGGAAAGAGAGAUAUGGAUACUGUAGAGUUAGUUUCCUCUACUACUCAGUUUUUGGACCAGUAA
Messenger RNA from Sphenostylis stenocarpa, 1329 nucleotides. Lineage: Eukaryota; Viridiplantae; Streptophyta; Magnoliopsida; Fabales; Fabaceae. The record is from the annotation of a GenBank genome assembly.